GCUCCGCGCUGCAGCUCCGUGCUUCCCCGCAGCUUCUCACUGACGCUGAUCGACGCCCUGGACACGCUGCUGAUCCUGGGAAAUGUCACCGAGUUCCAGCGCGUGGUCACCGUGCUGCAGGAAGGGCUGGAUUUCGAUAUCGAUGUCAACGCGUCCGUCUUCGAGACAAAUAUCCGAGUGGUUGGUGGCCUCCUUUCUGCUCACUUGCUGUCCAAGAAGGCUGGCGUUGAAGUGGAGGUGGGAUGGCCGUGCUCUGGACCUCUCCUGAGGAUGGCAGAGGAAGCAGCUCGCAAACUGCUGCCAGCUUUUCAGACUCCCACUGGGAUGCCUUAUGGAACAGUGAACUUGUUGCAUGGAGUAAACCCUGGGGAGACCCCGGUUACCUGUACUGCUGGAAUUGGUACUUUUAUAGUGGAAUUUGCCACUUUAAGCCACCUGACUGGUGACCCAGUGUUUGAGGAUGUUGCCAGGAAGGCUCUGAAGGCACUGUGGAAAAACCGCUCAGAUAUUGGACUGGUUGGCAACCACAUUGAUGUGGUAACUGCCAAAUGGGUGGCCCAAGAUGCUGGCAUUGGAGCAGGAGUGGAUUCCUACUUUGAAUACCUUGUUAAAGGAGCCAUUCUCCUGCAGGACAAGGAGCUGAUGUCCAUGUUUCUAGAAUAUAACAAAGCUAUCAAAAAUUACACAAAGUUUGAUGACUGGUACCUCUGGGUUCAGAUGUACAAAGGAACAGUAUCCAUGCCUGUUUUUCAGUCUCUGGAGGCUUACUGGCCAGGCCUGCAGAGCCUAAUUGGGGAUGUAGAUAAUGCCAUGCGAACCUUCCUCAACUAUUACACUGUUUGGAAGCAGUUUGGUGGGCUGCCUGAGUUCUACAACAUUCCUCAGGGCUAUACAGUGGACAAGAGAGAAGGAUACCCGCUCAGGCCAGAGCUGAUUGAGAGUGCAAUGUAUCUGUACCGUGCCACACGAGAUCCCAUACUCUUAGAACUGGGAAGAGAUGCAGUGGAGUCGAUAGAGAAGAUCAGCAAGGUGGACUGUGGGUUUGCAACUAUCAAAGACUUGAGAGAUCACAGACUGGAUAACCGCAUGGAAUCCUUCUUUCUGGCUGAAACAGUGAAAUACUUGUACCUACUGUUUGACCCAGACAACUUCAUUCACAACGAUGGAUCAGACUUUGAUGUUGUGAUCACCCCUUACGGCGAAUGCGUCUUGAGUGCUGGAGGGUACAUCUUCAACACUGAAGCUCAUCCCAUUGACCCUGCAGCCCUGCAUUGCUGUAGGAAGCGAAAAGAAGAGCAGUGGGAAGUAGAAGACUUAAUGAGGGAGUUUUACUCACUUCAGAAAAACAAGAAAUUCCCCUUAAAGCAAGCUUCUGACUGUGGUGAAGGGGAAUGUGCAAAAGACCCCACAGGUGCAUCUUUAGGUGGAAAGAAAAGAAACUCAAAGAAGAGCUCACACUCCCUUUUGAGUUGCCCCAAUCAAUCUUUUAACUCUAAACUUGCUGUACUGGGACAGGUCUUCCUGGACAACACUUGAUUAUAUGUUUAUUAUCAGUAUAAAUUACUGAACUUGAUCCAGACUCUGGGAAUGUAUUUUUAUAGUUUCGUAAUGGAAAAAGCCAUACCUCACAAUGUGAAUUGUAUGAAGUGAAAAAAACUUCACAUUAAAUUCUGCUGCUGCUGGUUCAUAAAUGUGAUUCACACGUUAGCUGUUGAUGCUAUGAAGUUGCUAACCUCAAAACUGUCGGUUGCCUGAAUAGCAAGCAGGUGUUCAGAAGGAAAAGGCUCUCCAGGUUGAGAGGUACUGUGUUUAUGUGCUCCAUAAAAGUGAGCCUAAGUGGUCGAUAAGGAAGAAGCACUGGAUUACAAGCUCUAGUUGCAGCACUGAGACUACAAAUCUCUCCUCUGUGAUAUACUCUGCGUUUUUUCACUGGCCUCAUUAUAAAUGUGUGGUUAGCCUGAAAGGUCUGUGAUUUGGUAGGAAAACCUUGUGAUUCAUGAGGUGAAGGCUCAGAUUUGUAGAUCUAGCAUGUCUAUCAAGCAUAAAGGAUGGCUCAGCGGAAGGAGGGCACUUGUGAUAUGGGGAACUGCUUCCUGCAUGUGUAGAAUCAGCAUGAGUCAGUACUACCAACCUGAAACUGGUUUAGUAAGCAUCCAGGUAAUGUCACCUGCAAACUGAGGUGUAAUGUGGACUAGCAAAGGCUCCAUUUACCCUGCAGUAGUGUGUGCUCUCUUCUUCAGAACCUGAUAUGCUUUUCCUAUGAAAUUUCCUCAUUUCCUUCUUCUUUUAAACUUCCCCUUGGGGCCUCGCUUGUCUAACUCCACAUCAGCCAGUUCUAAUAGUGAAGUUGGCCUCCAGGUGGACCUGCUGAGUUCUGCGUGUAAUAAGGGCAGAGUGGGAGGUGACUUGGUUUAGAAUGAAAUGCAACUCUCUCAUGGUGCAGGAAGUUCUUAAGCU
Messenger RNA from Meleagris gallopavo (turkey), 2457 nucleotides. The record is from RefSeq and is a predicted model, not a curated record. Lineage: Eukaryota; Metazoa; Chordata; Aves; Galliformes; Phasianidae.